This is a messenger RNA of Labeo rohita (rohu), 1137 nucleotides long. RefSeq names its product tetraspanin 37 (gene tspan37). NCBI's taxonomy places the organism in Eukaryota, Metazoa, Chordata, Actinopteri, Cypriniformes, Cyprinidae. The record is from RefSeq and is a predicted model, not a curated record. The transcript is spliced from 7 exons. The coding region runs from base 169 to 906 and encodes 245 amino acids. Gene Ontology annotation, cellular component: membrane.
UCGGUCACUUCCGCAGGUUUAUAGUUUCGAUUUAAAAUCAAAUCCGCUUUCAUAUCAGUGUUUACCACUGUUGAAGUUGACCUGGACCGACAGACUUUGACAUAACCGCGAUUUAAACAUGUGUGUAUAGAUUUUCUCGAGCUCACGGAAAUCGAUUGAGGCAGAGUCAUGGCUCUAACGAGAAGAGGUUUCAGAAUUUUGAUUAGGAUUGCUUCACUAAUUUUGAUGCUGGCAGGAAUUACGGGACUGGGUGGUUCAUACUUCCUGCACAAAUACAAAACGUACGGUGUGUUCUUUAGCAGCUUGUAUAUAAUUCUCCCUGCAAAGUUGGCUGUGGCUGGAGGAGUCAUUCUCUUAAUCAGUGGAUGCACUGGCUGUUUGGUGUCUAACAAAAAACCUUCAUGUGGACACGGAUUGUUGGUGUAUCUUCUUAUUAUUGUGUGGUGCAUUGUUUGUACUACUGCUGCGUUGGCAUAUACUCAUAAAGGGAAGAUUGAUGCAGACUUGGCUCCCCUUAAAGAUGUGUUUCAGAACUACAGUAGUAACAGCCGAGAUCCUGAUACCAAAGCUGUGGAUGCCCUUCAGCGUGAGUUGCGGUGUUGUGGUCUUAAGAACUACACAGACUGGUUGGAAACACCCUGGUUUAAUCAAAGUGGGAAAUAUGAAGUUCCUCUGAGCUGCUGCAACAAAACAUUUCACUCAUGCAAUGGGACUUUAGACUCACCCCAGUUGCUCUAUAAUGAGGGCUGUCAAAUUAAACUUGAGAAGACAUUGCUACUUUCAGUGGAUGUCAUCAUUAUCACAUCUUUAGUGGUUCUCUUUUUACUGAUAAUGUCUUGGAUUAUCGUGGCACAGCUAAUGAGGCAUCAACCCCCACAAGAGUAUCGAAUCCUGGACCAAGAAUAAAAAAAAACCCUCAUGGAAUAAAAAUCUUGUGACUUUUCUAAUGAAUGCUUGCACAUUUAUUUUUUAAAUAAACAAAGAUUUCAUUGUGAAUUACUCUGACAUAUCCAGUUAACGUCUUAAAUGUAUACAAACUAUUGUGUCUCUUCACAAUAACGUUAUUUGUUGUUCUGUGAAUAUUUUAUAUGCACGCACAGUACGGGCGUUUUACUUUGCAUAAUAAAACUGAUACAA